Molecule: messenger RNA, 1173 nt
Organism: Zeugodacus cucurbitae (melon fly)
Lineage: Eukaryota; Metazoa; Arthropoda; Insecta; Diptera; Tephritidae
Exons: 2
Coding region: 357-902 (181 amino acids)
Source: RefSeq, a predicted model, not a curated record
UUUUGACAGCUCGACUUACAUUUUCUCAGUUAUUCAGCGCCUAAUAUACAUUUCUAUUCCCAGCUCUGAAAAUGUUUCACAAGCUCUCUCAAUAAGCAAAAGAAGAAAACAGCAUUGGAAUUAUAAACCGUUUGAUUGCAAAAAAAUCAGUCACUUUAAUUUCUGAGUAUUCCUCACCUCGGUGGAGCUCUGCUUAUGUAAGCAGCUAAACCUGGUAAUUCGCGAAAUUUCCUUUAGGACAGUUUGAAGUAGAGUUAUUACGCUUACUGAGAUAUAAACAUAAAUAUAUCACGGCUUAUUUGCCAAAUACGAAGAUUUCUGCAGCAACUUACAAAAAUAUCGAAAGUCACAGUAUUAUGGAGAAAUUUUUUGUGAAAUACCGCAAGUUAGAGGAUGAGCUAGCCAACCCAAUUACCACAUUUAUGCGAGCGACCUUCGAUGAGUUGAAACUUGACAUUAAGGAGGAAGCGCACACCAACUAUACUGAAUAUACGAGUGGGGAAGCAUUCUGCGCUUCGCAAUAUCUUAAAAAAAUGGAUUCUAAGAGACGCCGUAAGGAACCUCUAUUGCUGCCAAUAAAAACAACCCCUAAUACUGCGGUGAGCGAAGAUGGUUAUGAACCGGAUCAAUAUGGAUUAAAAUAUUUGGCACAUCGAAUUAAGCUCCAGGCACGAGAGCUACUUAAUGCUCGCCAGUUUAUAAUGCAGGCUGAAGAAAUGAUAUCUAAAAGGAGUGAACGGGACAAGCGUCAACUGGAACGGCUUCGUAAGACAUAUGCUGUACAUAAAAAAAUAGUGAAUUAUACAAAAUUAUCAAGUGCGUUGGCGUACGCCGAGACUGUGGACACCGCAGAUGCCGACAAAUUUGGAGAAACAUACCAAUAUGAAUCCGAAUAUUUUUAAAUUAUAUUAUCUGUCGAGUCAAAAAAUAAUCUUAUAGAUAUACACGUAUAUCAAUGUAGUGUGGACUAUAUAAAUAGUUAUUGUAACGUAAAAUAUUUAUCCUAAAAUAUGAUUUACCUUGUUCUUUGUUGGAACUUAAGUAGUUUUACUAAAAAAUAUUUUUACUGUGUUUUAAUUAAUAUAUUUUAAUUUCAUUCCAUUGUAUGUGACUCUUAAAUGUGUAAUUUUAUGUAAUUUCUUUAAAAAUUAAUAAAGUGCUUGAUACGUCGGA